AUGGAAGGCAUCGGGAAGGGGUCGGGGGGGAAGAACAAGGUGGGUACUGGAGAAACGGAGCUGGACUCACCUCAACGCCUCGGCCUGGUGCCUGCGGAUGUGAGAGGGAGAGGCAGACAAAGAGAGACAUCAUCGAGACAGACCAAAAAUAACGACGCAGCAGCCCUGCAGUACCUCGCUACUGCAACAGAUGCGGCACAUGCUCUCUCGGCAGCCUUAGGGCCUCCCCUGGAACCACGUAUUGCUGCCAACGGCACUAUUCCAGAUCAAGGUAGCCUUGACAGUGUCAGGAAUCUCCCCAGACAUGAAUCCCCGGAAAAGAAAGCCAGGACCAGUAAGAUGCCCGCGGCCCCCUGCUUUGGCAGCGGGAGUGCACCGAGUGCCUACCCGCCACUGUUUCAUGGAGUGCAAGCAUCUGCCCUGCCAGGACCUGCCACGCCGGGGGUCCCCCACCCCGUCGUUGCGCUUCCCCCUGCGAGGACAGAGCCGGAACACUUUGAUCUUGACGAACCAGGCUGGCUAGGAGGGUUGAAACAGCAACUUCAGGAGUUGGUUCAGACUCAACAUAACAUGGCCACGCAGCUCCGAAGCCUACAGGACAUCCAGACCGAGAUACGCACACUAAGUCAUGGACAGUCAGACCUGAAUAGACGUGCGGAUGAACACGAAUUCAGCCUCAAGCAGAUGCAUGGAGAGCUCAAGGAACUGGAGCGAGAGCUGACGGCCCUAAAGUCCGCCCCCCCCACACGGAGCGUCAGCCCUGCACCUUCUGUCAGGGGAACGCCUAGGUCCGAAAUGCUUAGUGAUCGCGAGGUGGACGAACUUCAGAUAGUCAUCGGAGGCUGGAAUGAAUGCCGUCGCGAGGACAUUGAGUCCGAAGUGAGAAACAUUUUCCAUGCCAUGAAUGCAGAUGCCCUGGUUAAGCAGGUGUACGUGCCAUAUGUUAGGUGUGGCUACUGUAGAGUAGAACUGCUGUACCCAGAACCCAACAUCUGGGCACAGCGGAAACUUCAAGGGAUUGUUGUGCAAGCCAUCAAAGAUCUGCAGUAUGUUUCCACCAUCUCGGGCCAACAGCACUGCAAGUUCUGGGCAGCCAGGAACAGGUCCCUUCAAGAAAGGGCGAAGGUCAGAGCGAUACUUAGCACACAAGAGCUAUGCAUUAAACAUGUUGGCCCCGCCAUAGUGGACAAGGAUUGGCGAGGAAAGGUUUGGGUCUCCAACACCCAAGUCCUGCAUCACGUCGACACCAAGGUCAUCAACAUGGUGCCUCUCGAAAUUGCUGGUCUCACAUGGAACUUACAUGGCAAAGGGAUACAACAUGUGUCUACCCUCAUGCAAGGACUUGAGGCGCCGCCGGACAUUUUCUUCUUGCAGGAAAAGGGAGAUGUGCGUGGGGUUGCAGAGGGAGCUUCUCGUCAGGACACAUCCUUUGUGGCAGGACGGGAAUACCAGGUCUUCCUGGCGAACCCACAUUAUAGUCACAGAUGCUGUGCAGUUUUGAUAGCGCUGGAUUUGGAAUUCAUGAACCCGCAUGUGCAUGUGCAUGAAUUUGGUGUUUUUGUUAAGGGACGCAUGAAUGCAUGUGCAUGGUGUUUUGCAAGCCUCCAUUUUCCGCACCAACAACGCAGUGACGCGCCUGACACCUGGGAGAAGGGUAUCAGCACGCUGUUGGGAUGGUUAACGGGAGAGUCCUGGGAUACGAACAUUUUGAUUGGGCAUGACUUGAACCAGGACCUGCAUGCUGAAUUCGACGAAUUUGCCGGCAUGUUGCACUACAGGGAAUUUGUUUUUCAGAUGGGCCUUCAGACUAGCCCCCCCUUGGGGGAUACCUGGAUAGCCAGGGGCAGCUCGUCAGCAAUAGAUUUUUACCUUCACCAGAUCCGAGGUGCAGAGCUGCGUUUCGUUAAGAGGGAAGAUCUGCGAAUAAGUCUCCCGUCGGAUCACAAUGCCAUCCAGGUGCAUUGCUCUUUUCGAGGCAAGAGGCUCUGGGAAGAGCUGAUGGAACAAGAUGUGUGGGACAAUGACUGCAUCAAUCAAGCAUUCCGGGAGCCCCAGGAAAUCCAUCAAUUGAGGAUUGAUGCGAAAGUGGCCCACAAAGAAAACCUCCUGCAAGAGGCCCAGGCCGCCGAAAUGCUGUUUUCCUUCUAUGCAGAUAAGUACUCAGUCCUCAUGAAGCGUGUACAUAGGACAGCACCGGAUCACUCAGGAGCCGCGUACAUAGCCAAAAUAGACAUUAAGGCAGCGUUUGACAGCCUUUCCAGGACGAGCAAUGCCUAUUAUGGCUUUAAGAAACUGAUGGAUUCGGGACGAGCCCCCGUCUCGACACGGCUGCUGAUUUUCAGCACCUUCAUAACGGCCAAGUGGGCCUGGGCGGUGUGGCUCACGCGCAUCUGGUCCUAUCUCGGCCAUUUGGAUCGCAUCAGUCCCUCAGAUGUCAGGCCCUCGUGGGUGGCAGAUCUCUUAAUUAGAAGGGUUCAACGAAUAUACGAUCAUUGGGACUGGGCAAGUGAGUGGCCCUCGUGGGAACUGAUGGCGAAAGACCGCACCCAGUGGAACAGCCAUGCCCGCACUUGGGUACGACACUGGACGAUGUCGGACACAGAGGGAGUGGCCACCUUUGAGUACCUGUAUGAUAGGCAGCUCAUUCUGCUCAAAGGUAAGAAAACGCUGCUGGAUUGUCUUUUCCGUCCUGCCAAGGAUUUCACAGACACUCCGUAUACCACUCCUUUGUGUGUGAUUAAGCCAGCGAAGUUGGGUGGACCAGUGCUAUGGGCUAAGGCCAGGGAUCAGAAGGGUAGAUACCCUGAGGUGCACCAAGUUGCGCAAGCACUGUUGCAGGACCAUCAGGGACCCGUGACUUUUGGAGCUUAUGUGCGAGUCAAGUCGGGAAUUCGUUCUCAGACAUACCAGUACCCGGAAACCUUUAAGCUUUUCACGGCGUUCCUUGCGGAUGAGUUUGCUGGAGAUGCCUUCUUGACAAUCCAGAUUCAAAGAGACGUCGAGAAAGCCCCGCAUAAGGAUCACAGGAACUCCAGUCAUCCAACGCUGAUCCUGAACCUCAGUCAAGGAGCCCCUGGGGGGACGUGGGUCGAGUCACCCCAAGGCACCAUGGCCAUGAGGUGUGCAGACGGGGCCAUGCGCAUGGGCCAUGUCCUCACAGGACACCGAUACCGCAUCAGCGCUAGUCGGCUCUGGCAUGCUACUGUCCCCAGCACUGAGGAACGAAUACUGCUCCUAGGCUGGGUUCCUGCAGGUUGGCACAAUCUUGAGGACACGGCCAGGGCCACCCUGGCAUGCCUAGGCUUUGUCAAGCCGCCGAACUUGGAAGGACCCCCGACAUCACUCACGCUUUGGCGUGGGUCCGCUGAGGUCCAACGAAGACUGGAGGAUUUCGGCAUUGUUCGACAGCCAUGUUUACAGUGGAAGCACGGAGUUUUAAGGCAGGAACGGCAUGUUGUGCACAUCUGCCUCUCUUCGGAUGACGAAAGCCCCACUGGAGAAGACGAGGACUCUGAGGACGUCGUUUGCAUGACCGCAUGA
This is a messenger RNA of Symbiodinium necroappetens, 3540 nucleotides long. Lineage: Eukaryota; Dinophyceae; Suessiales; Symbiodiniaceae. The record is from the annotation of a GenBank genome assembly.